AUGGUUCUGAAUUUGUUCUCCGGCGCGGCGCUCAACGGGCACGGCAACACGCACCGUCGCGAGCGAGCGGCCUCCUCGCGCAGCAGCACGGGCACGGGGCGCCGGCUUCAGCAGCAACGUCGUCAGGCAAGUAGCAGUGCGACAGGCGAUGCAUCCGUGCAAGCGGAGGGUGCCGGGCAGUCCGGAUCUGGAGUCCACAGCGACAUAGCCGACGAUCGUGUGCUCUUCGACAACUGCGUGGCGCAGGUGCAACGCCACCUCAAGACACACGCUGACUCACCCAGCACACUCCAUACCCUGGCUUCCUACUACACCAAAACAGAGCCAUUCAUCGAGGGCCGGCCCUUUUGCGUGGCCCUGAGCUACGCCACGUUCUUGUUUCACAUGCAAAUGGCCCGGAUCAGCGUUGCGGAUGUGGAGCUCUACGUGCAGCUUCUCACAAGCAUCUUGGCGCAGCUAACCGAGGAUGAUCAGCUGCACCACCCGUUUGUGCAGCAGGUACUUCGCGAUCAUGUAUUUGGUCUGCCGUCGCCGACCUGCCGCGGUGCAGCCCACAGCGUGGUACUUUUGUCGCCGCAGCAGUACCGCGCCUUUGCGACCAUGACCACUGCGCUCAUCUCCCUCGCUGUGGUGCCCCUCAGCAUUCUGUACCAGUUCCAGGACCGACUCGAGACAUACUGUGAGUGUGCCUCGCCGCUGGUGGCCAACCGCGCACUGGCGCUCCUCGUUCAGACAGUGGGCGAGGUGCGCAUGGACGAGCAGGUCACUGCACUCCAGUAUGUCCUCAAGACGAAGCCGGUGAAGAUGAAUGUAGACUUUCUCCUUGCCUGCUACGAGCGGCUGAAGCGUGCGGUGAUGGACCCGGCUCACGGACCGACAUUCGGCCGUGCCCUCUCCAUCCACUGCAGCGAGCUCUUCUUGCGCUUCCGCUCCCCAGUGCGGCGCGACUACGUGGAGCGCUUCCUGUACCCAAGUUUGUGCCACAGCGACAUGGCCGGCUUCUUGGAGAUACCUGCGACUCGCAAACACCUGUUGCACGAGCUGCUGUCGCAGUGUACGCCUGGCAUGGGGACCAUGAAUCCCUUCUACAUGUGCCUCUGCGCUGUCCUGCAGAGCUGCUUCGACAACGAGACGGACGGUGCGCUGGAGACGGUGGCACUCAUUAACUGCCACAUGCCUCACGCCGCGUAUUUCAUGUCCACCCUGGCUAUUGACUCGCACAUGUCUGUGCCGAUGUUUGCAAAGGUGAUGAUAUCGCUCGCACGCGGCGCCGGGAUGGCCAUGACGGGGCGUGAGACGCCUGACGAGGUGGCCGCCUCGAUCAACGAGAACCGCACAAGCGUGUACAAUGUGCUCUUCCUGCUCCGCGAGGUGGUUCGCAGCUGCUCCAUCACCGCCUCUCGCCGAGCCAUCGACAUGCUCAAGGCUCUGCGAGUCGCUGUUGCCCCGAAGACGAUUGAGGCGCUCGGCAAGCUGUCCAGCGAGGCGUUCGAGGCCUUCAGCGACAUUACACUCGAUCCGCAGCUGCUGUGCGCGGAGCUGGCGAUGGUGCUGCAUCAGGACCACAUCGCCGAGGCCAUGGAUUCGGCAGUAGAAUACUUCCGAGACGCCACAUCGAAGUGUCCGCACUGCGCGGCGGCGCGCAGCUCUUCACUGCUGUGCCCCGUGAACGGCACGGUGCACGUCGCCGGCCAGUCGUCGGCCAGUCGCGUGCUAUCAACUCUGUCGGAGUGCGCUGGCGCGAAGGCGGUGGAAGAGAGGCUCAUCAGCUAUCUGCGUGAUCCCACCCUGCAGAUGGAGAGCUCCGUGCACUUCCUCAUCUACCACAUCAUUGCGAAUGGCGGGCAGCACCGUAAUACGCUCUUCGUGGCUGUGGAGCCGUACGUGCGCAGCACAUUACUGGCCCUGGUGAGCGCGGACCGCAGCGGGACCCGCGGGCUUGUGAGCAGCACGCUGAAGGCAAAUGUGCUCAUGCUGCACGUGAAGCUUGUCACGCUCCUCUCCUCCUCCAUCGACCCAUCGUACCUGGAGAGCAUCUUGAAGGUUUUCUCAGAGCUGAGGGUGCGCAACAACCACGACGCACUCGCUCUGUGGUACAUGGGGAAUGUCCUCCUGCGGCAGCUGCGCAGCAACCUAGAGCUGCUGCCCACUGACCCCCAGGAGAACAACUACUGCGUUGCCUUCCCUGGCUGCGCGCCGGCAAGUGCGACGACCGCCAACAACGCGCAGCUCGUACUGAAGCUGCUGCACCGCGCUCACAGCUUCAGCCCUGAGAUGCACAAGCUGGUUGGUUGCUGCGUGUGCAAGCUCAUCCAAGAGUUCAACAUGCAGGCGCCGAACAUCUGUAGCACGUUGCUCUCGCCUUUUGGUUUCUUGCCAGUGGGGCUCGAGUCACUCAACACGUUCGCUCUUCCCGUAGGCGCUGGCAGCACCUUCUGGAGCUUUUUUUUGCAGCAGAUGCGCAGUUCUGCGCCGGCACGGACAGCGUUCAUGGCAACGCUGGCCAAAAGCCUCUCGCGACGCUUCCGCAUUGCGUCGCCAAUCGAGGCGCUUGCCCCGUAUGGGGUGGAGCCGACUGGGCACCUGUUCGUUAUUAUGGUCUACGAAGCGAUGAAGCGCAACCCACCACUGGCGCGCGUACUACUCUACAUGGUGUCGCACUGGACGAAACAGGCAGGUCACCCACCCGGCAAGUUCGCGUGCCUGGUGUACGCUUGUGUGCAGCUCAUUACAGUUGUGGUCGACCGUGCCGAGGGUGCGGCUGCCGCAGAAGUGGAGGCAGAGACGCCGCAAGAUCGGCAGCAGUUCGACGACGCCGUGAAGAAGGCGGUGCGGGUGCUAAAGAGUCAGCAAGCGCGCCUUGACAGGCUGGAGCCGACCGCGCGGCGCGAAAAUGUAGAGUUCUUCCACCUACUGCGCCGUUUGCAGCGCCGCGUGCGCCGGACUGUGGCUGCCGCCUCCGGCGAGAUUGUUGUCGGCGACGAAGCCGCAGAGGAGUACAACGACUACGAUGGUGCUGUCGACGGCAGCUUGGAUGCCAGGCGUGCGCGGCAGGACGGCACCACAGACGCGGUGUACGCAAUGCAAGAGCUGCAGAAUGCGGCUGACAACAGCGUGUUUGAUGACUACGCCGAUGAUGGCAACCACGAGGAUGACGGCGCUUACGGAAACGAUGAGGGCGCCAGCGAGGCUGCUUCUCCGAACCUUGGGCGUCCUGCGCAGGCGGACAGCAACGUCGGCCGGGGGGAGCGCACAGCUGCCCCAAUGCGGAUGCGCCAUUUGCCGCAGGACAUCACCAGUAUCCUCCGCUCGCACGCAGAGAGCAGUGCCAAUCAGAGCGGCAGGGACGCCGCCGGCAUAGAGAAGAGGCCAACAGCCUCUGUGAAGACGUUUUGUGAAGCGAACAAUCAAACGGACGCCGGGGUUGCCCCGCAUGAUGGGAAUGACAGCGAUGCAGAGAUGCUCAAUCGCAAUGGCGAAGCCGGCCACAGCAGUGCGGUGGCACGCGAGCCUCGUACUCGAUCGACAUCUCGUGGCGUGCAGACGGAUGUGUCCCUAACAAGCCCCGCGCCGCCUGGGCACGCUUCACAGCGGAGUGUGGGCACGUCACCGUUACAGCCGGCGGGUACCUUGUCGCACGUCUCGGUGACGCGACGCGACGCCCCGCAACAGCCCUGUCGCGCACCUGCCGAGGUCGGCUCCGCCCCCGCCGCGGCCCCUGCCCACACUCCCUCCUCCUCCCUCUAUCAGCCACAGCGCUCCCACACACGGCCGCCUGAGGCGGAUGGUAUGCUCAACGAGUGCAGUCAGACGCCAGCGCAGCGAGGAUCAACCUGGCGGGAGCCGGACCUGGCCGACUACGUCGACGGUGACACUACCCCAAUCGAUGACUACACCGGCGUGCCGCAGCUGCAGGCGACUGCCACGAAUGACGGUAUUGUGCUGCCCUCUGGUAUGGUGCUCGAGUACCUACGCACCCACCAAGGGAUGGACUCGCUUCGGCACGAGCUGAGUCAGUUCGACCAGCAGUGGAUGAUGCAGCAGGUCGCUGAGUACGUGUCGAAUAACGGUGGCGUAGUCGGCGCUGCUGGUCCGUCGUCGGCUCUUAGGGGCGGUGUGCCGUCUCUGCAGCUCGUCACAGUGGAGAGUCGCGCCAACAACUACAGCCGCCCGCAUGCUGAUCCAGCUGAACUUGGACCGAGCCAUACGGUGCGCACAGAGGUGCGUAUGGUCGGGCCCGCUACGUCCUACUCACGACCACCCACUCAACAGGGUCACGCGCGUGUCGUGGCAGCAGCGCCGGGCCUGCGGGAGGAGGAAGAAGUAGACGUGGUGGACGGUGAGCACCCUAUUCGCGCCGUCAGCGGCCCUCCAGGUGACGGCAACCGCGCCGGCUGUGCGGGCAGCGAUGAGGCGAACAAGCGUCGACGUGUUGAGGCUGGCGAGGGCAACCCGACAACGCCGCUGCCACCGCCAGUGUCUCCCACAGGCGCUUUCCGAGGUCGCAACUUUUUCUUGAACCAAUGUACGCAGCAGGAGGUGAGCUCGACGCUGCAGGACAUACACUACCUGCAAAGGCAGCAGCAGGCGAGCAUGUCGGCGCUGACCGAGGCCCAACGUGCGGGUGAGACCGUGGAGGCAGCAGACGACGACGAGGUACCGCGCAAGACACUGCACCAGGGUCAGUCCUCUACUGGCGUGGCGAGUGAGGGUGUGCCGCCUGCAACGCCUUACGGACAGGUUAUUCUUCCAACUUGGAUCGUGGAGCAGCGCAAUGACACCGCUAUCCGUGAGUUGCGGCAGGUGAUGGGGGCUCACAACCCCAAUGACGUUCGACUAUCGGCAAGCGCGGGCAAGCGCAGCCGUAUUCACGGCAGUGGCACAGGCGAUGGUAGCGGCAACAGCGCUGCGUGGUGGGCUGAGAUGAGCUCCGCGCCGAUGCCCAACUACGCUGCUGACCCCCAGUACUCCAUGGAGCUCUUUUAG
Molecule: messenger RNA, 4986 nt
Organism: Leishmania braziliensis MHOM/BR/75/M2904
Lineage: Eukaryota; Euglenozoa; Kinetoplastea; Trypanosomatida; Trypanosomatidae
Exons: 1
Coding region: 1-4986 (1661 amino acids)
Source: RefSeq, a predicted model, not a curated record